UGUCUGUGGUUUUGAUUGGCCCCACCUAUUUUCUAAGUUUGGAGGGGGGGCAUCUAGAAGUUACCUGCCUCUUGUGAGACCACACCCUUACCUUUGUGUUGUUUACCCCGCGCCCGGUUUCCUCUCUCUGGCUGCUGAGAGACACUUGGAAAUGGCAUGUAUAUAGAUUCGGGCAUAUUCACCUUCGGCAGUCCAGUACAUUAGCCUGUACACUGGAGAAUGGCCCAAAAUAAAUCCUGAAGUACCCCCCCCACCAUCACCCCUAUCUCCCACUUAGUCGAACAACAAAGGAAAACAAAAAACAAAAACAUGAGAGACACACAAGGAGAAGGAGGAGGCGGCGGAGACAAAAUCAGUAAAUCUGAGAAGGACCAGAGUUGGAUCCCAAAAAUCAUCAAGAAAAGAGUGUGCACCACCUUUGUAGAGGAUUCUUUCAGUAAUGGCGCGCUUUGCCAGUGUGGGGGUGCGAGAGACACCCAUGCCUCUGUGGCUCUCGGCGACUAUUUCAGCACGGCGAUGGUCAACCACUGGGACAGCGCCCAGCACUCCUCUGAGUACCCAACCGAUGCCUUUGGAGAGCUGCAGUUUGCAGGAGCCAGCAAGAGGCAUAGCUACUUCCUGCGUCUGUCAUGGGACACGCCCCCGUCUAUGGUCUACACCCUGGUGACAGCCCAUUGGGGCCUGCCUGCUCCCAAUCUGGUUGUUUCUGUAGUGGGUGGAGAAGGAAGGACAAAGGUGAAGACCUGGGUGCGGGAGGUCCUCAGGCAGGGACUGGUGAAAGCCUCACAAAGCACAGGAGCGUGGAUCCUGACGGCAGGCUUGCGUGAAGGUGUAGGGAGAUGUGUUGGAGAGGCAGUGAGGGAUCACGCCACCGCAGCCUCGUCGGUCUCCCUCAGCAAGGUGGUGGCGCUGGGGAUCGCUCCGUGGGGGCUGGUGCACAACCGACAGCAGCUGGUCAACCCUCAGGGCAGCUUUCCUGCUAAGUACUACGUCCAGAAUACAUCCCGGGACUCCUGCUGCCUUGACAACAACUACCAGGCCUUUCUGCUGGUAGAUGAUGGGAGUGUGGGACGCAGAGGAGGGGAUACGGGGUUCAGGGCCAAACUGGAGGACUACAUCUCCCACCAGCGCACAGGCAUCUGGGGCAGCGGCAGCAUUGACAUCCCUGUCCUUUGUAUGUUGAUAUCUGGGGAGGCAAGCAUGCUGGAGAGAGUGGAUCUUUCUCUGAAAAACUCCAUGCCCUGGCUGGUGCUGGCUGGCUCGGGAGGCAUAGCUGACUUCCUGAGUGACGUCUUGGAGAACCUGUCGUCAACCCAGGUGGUACAGUCUUCCAGCGAGGUCGAUGGCGAGGCGGGUCCCAGUGUAGAUCUGAAAGACAGAGUGGCAGAACGGGUUAAAAAGUACUUCUCUUCUGAAGCGGAGACGGAUAAACUAGUUGAACGAGCUCUUAGUAUCUACCAGAACAGAGAUUUGAUCACGAUCUACCAUGGAGAGCAGGAGGGCCCAAAUGAAUUUGAUACAGUCCUGCUCAAAGCUUUAGUGGGAGCUAGUAAGCACCGUGUGUCAGCCGAUGCCAGCCCUUACAAUGAAGAGCUGAAGCUAGCGGUCACAUGGAACAGGGUCGACAUUGCCAAGAGCGAACUCUUCAAUGGAGACAUCCACUGGAGGUAUGAAGACUUGGAAGACUCAAUGACAGACGCCCUGAUCAAUGAUAAGCCUCAGUUUGUGCGUCUAUUCACCGAGAAUGGCCUCAACAUCCUGGACUACCUGACUUAUGGCAGGUUGGAAAGCCUCUACCGCUCGGUGGCUGAUGGGACACUCCUUUACCAGCUGCUACAGCGCCACCUCAUGGAGCGGCUUGGAACUACACUGUCUAACCAGAACGACUCUCCUUCCAAAGUGGCAGCAGAGAAGAUACAGAGCGGGCCAGUGAAGGAGAUUAGCCUUUUUGAGGUGUCAAGGGUCCUGGAACUGUUAAUGGGUGAUGUUUGCCAGCCAUUCUACUAUGACGCUUUGGACUUAGAAGAGAUUACAUCCAAGAGGAGGGCUCUUAGGCGUGCCAGUAAGCUGCUGCGCGGAGACUGCUUGUAUCGGGAGAGACGCUGCCUUUUCCCCUGGGCCUCGCUCUUCAUCUGGGCCGUCCUGCAGAACCGCAGCAAGAUGGCCACUUUCUUCUGGGAGAUGGCAGGGGAGUCAGUGCUGAGUGCUCUGAGCGCCUGUAAGAUCCUGAGAGAACUGUCCAAGCUGGAGAUUGAGACUGAGACCAAACUCUCCCUGAAAGAGCUGGCCCAGAAUUUCGAGAACCUGGCACAUGACAUCUUCAGCUCUUGCUAUCGGAGCAAUGAGAGUCGCUCGUUCACCCUGCUGAUUAGGAAGUCUCCGGUUUGGAGUGGUACAACCUGCCUCCAGAUGGGCAUGAGCGCUGACGCACGACUUUUCUUCAGUAAUGACGGAGUACAGUCUCUGUUGUCCCAGAUCUGGUGGGGUGACAUGAAGAGGAACACGGAGGUGUGGAAGCUCAUGCUCACCUUCUUCUGCCCCAUCCUCUGCUACACCAACUUAAUCUCCUUCAGGAAACAAGAGGACCAGCAGCACGAGGAGGAGGGGAAGCCUAACGAGGACGGUCCGGGCCGAGACAACGACAGCCUCUAUGGCACCACCGUCUUCUCUUUCUCUGACAUCAAGCACAUUGAAGCUGACGCACAAGACGCAAACUCUCCCAGGACAGCAACCAUCAAAGGCAUACCCCUCACUCGCAGACCACCAAAGCGUCCAUUUAUAGUGUCAAGAUGGCGCCAGUUCUGGUUUGCUCCCGUCACCGCAUUUUUGGGCAACGUCCUGAUGUACUUCCUCUUCCUCCUGCUUUUUGCCUAUGUGUUGUUGGUGGACUUCAAGCCCCCUCCACCUUCUGGUCCGGCCAUUACUGAGUAUGUGCUGUACUUCUGGGUAUUCACCAUUGUGUGUGAGGAGAUCCGGGAGACUUUCUUUUUGGGGACGAUGACUUGGCGUCAACGGGUCCGAGUGUACAUUCAGGAUGUAUGGAACAAGUGUGACCUCACUGCCAUCACGCUGUUCAUCAUAGGACUAAUCUGCAGGAUGUUCCACUGGUCGUAUGGAUUUGGCCGAGAUGUCCUCUGUGUGGACUACAUGGUCUUCACCCUCCGCCUCAUUCACAUCUUUGCCAUUCACAAACAGCUGGGACCGAAAAUCAUCAUUGUUGGCAAGAUGAUGAAGGAUGUUUUCUUUUUCCUCUUCUUCCUGGGGGUGUGGCUCAUGGCAUACGGAGUAGCCAACCAGGCUUUGCUUUAUUCCUACGACCCUCGCCUAGAUCGAAUCUUCCGCCGGGUUUUCUACAGGCCUUAUUUGCACAUCUUUGGACAGAUCCCUGUAGAGGAGAUAGAUGUGGGGAAGGAAUGGGACAUGGCCUGCACAGACAACGUGACGUUGAUUCAGGACGGUGCAGAGCCGUGCAGAACUCUGUAUAGUAACUGGCUGGUGGUAAUACUGCUGGUCGUCUACCUGCUGGUCACCAACAUCCUACUCAUCAACCUGCUCAUCGCCAUGUUUAGCUACACCUUCUCUGAAGUGCAGGCAAACAGCGACAUCUACUGGAAGUUCCAGCGCUACAACCUGAUAGUUCAGUACCACUCCCGUCCUUCCCUGGCACCUCCUUUCAUCAUCCUCUCUCACCUCAAUCUCUUUAUCAAGAGGACCAUCCGCAAGGUGCCCUCGAUCAAGAUCCACCAUUUUGUAUUGCAGUUAAGAGGGAAAGCAGCUAACAGGCUAAUGACAUGGGAAACCAUUCAGAAGGAGGACUUCCUGACGGCUCAGACAAAGAUCCAGAAAAACAGUGACUCCGAGAGGCUCAAGCGGAUGUCUGUCAAAGUGGAUGGUGUCCUUAAACAUUUGACUGAAACCAGAGACUUUGACCACAGGCUGAGGGCUCUGGAGAAUGAGAUGGAGUAUUGCUCAAACGCUCUCAGCUGGAUUGUGGAUACUUUGGCACAAGGCAGCACGUUCAAACCUCCGCGGCCUCCACCUACAUUAAAAGAUGUGUUCCCUUCUUCUUCCAGUUCCACCUGAUUUAGCCCCGGUGCUGCUUUCACUUGCUAGGGUUCAGUAAGUUACAAGAAUGAAGUGCUUUUGCUUUAGCUGCUCUCAUGCCACAGACCAUACAGUCUUGCUGUUUUCCAUCAGUGUCUAUCACUGGACUCAUUUACUGAAGAUUUUCAGUGAUUCUUGACUUGACACUUCUCGUUACAGUACUGAGUAAUUGCAAUAUAUGCUAUUUGUGCAGUUUAUUUUAUUCUAAUGCCAAAGACAAGUGCAUGUAUUUAUGAUGUGGGAUGAUAUAUUUUAUGUAUUAUGUCUUUAUUGCUGUUGUUUUAAGCUGACAGCUGGAAUUUUUUUUUAAAGUUUUUAUUGUAAUAUUGAAACUAUAUUAUUUACUGGAGUUACAUUAGUUUCAGAUUGUAAUGCUUUUGUGUUCAAUUACUUUCUCGCUAAACAGUUGCUUUUAACAAUCUUAAAUGUUAAAUCAUGU
Xiphias gladius (swordfish) is the source of this 4543-nucleotide messenger RNA. RefSeq names its product transient receptor potential cation channel subfamily M member 4-like. The transcript has 28 exons. Gene Ontology annotation, biological process: calcium ion transmembrane transport. The record is from RefSeq and is a predicted model, not a curated record. Bases 310 to 4083 code for a protein of 1257 amino acids. Gene Ontology annotation, molecular function: ligand-gated calcium channel activity; calcium-activated cation channel activity. Gene Ontology annotation, cellular component: membrane. Lineage: Eukaryota; Metazoa; Chordata; Actinopteri; Istiophoriformes; Xiphiidae.